Molecule: messenger RNA, 1287 nt
Organism: Aspergillus luchuensis
Lineage: Eukaryota; Fungi; Ascomycota; Eurotiomycetes; Eurotiales; Aspergillaceae
Exons: 3
Coding region: 1-1287 (428 amino acids)
Molecular function (GO): catalytic activity
Source: RefSeq, a predicted model, not a curated record
AUGUAUCGGACCAAGAACGAUAACGAGUUCUUCCAUCUGCAUGGCUCUUUGAACCCCACUCCCACUCUGAAUAUGAUCGGUCUUGACAGCCACUGCACGGAUCUCACUAACUACGAUGAGAUCAUAAACACUAUCCAAAGCCAAGUACAAAAGUUCUCCGCAGCUGAGCUAGAGACUCUCAAUGAGACUUAUCGGCAAGCAGGGGUAACAGUGUAUGAGUAUGAGGAAUUCAAAAACACCCCUCAUGGUAGAACGAGCAUUCAGGAACCAUGGUGGAAGGUCAUCCGCCUGCCAGGGGAGACACCUCCAGCGUUGUUCAACCCUAGUGAAAGUCCUAGGAUACUCAAAGGCAUCAAGGUCUUGGAGCUCUGCUGUGUCAUUGCAGGACCCGUCAUCGGUCGUACAUUAGCCGAAUAUGGAGCGGAUGUCUUGAAGAUUACAUCACCAACGGUGCCUGACGUACCAUUUUUUCAGGUCGACAAUAACAUGGGCAAGUGCGCUGUGGAAUUAGAUCUCAAAACUGACGAGGGCCGCCGCCAGUUCGAAGCCCUUCUCGCUGAUGCUGACGUGGUCAUCGAUGGUUACCGCCCUGGUGCCCUUCAAAAACUUGGAUACAGUCCAGAAAGUAUGGCCGCUAUGGCAGAAAAGCGUGGAAAAGGCAUCGUCUACAUAGACGAAACCUGCUUUGGGCACGAAGGCGAGUGGUGCCAUCGCCCAGGAUGGCAACAGAUAGCAGACUGCCUUACCGGAUUUGCAAGGUGCCAUGGAAGGUUCCUCGGCCGUGUGGAACCCAUGGUAUCCCCGUUGCCUAUAGCAGACUCUGGCGCCGGUUGUAUGGGCGCCAUCGCUGCCUUGACUGGUCUUUACAAUAGGGCUCGACAUGGGGGCUCGUAUAUUGGCCAAGUUUCCUUGAUGCACUUUAACUUACUGCUCUACGCUUCCGGAAAGUAUCCUGAGUCAGUGGAGUCGCAGCUGCAAAAAUCUUUUGCUCCUGCAUUCUCCAAGGUACGCUUCUGCGAUAGCGUUGGGCGCAGUUCUGUCUUGGCAUUAGAGGUCAUGAGGGAACGAUUUCCAUACCUCUUUGUAGAGGCAUCUCCUGAAGAUCGCCGGAAGAAUCUGACUGAGGUAUGGUACUCCCAUCACUACGGUGCAGAUGUGGAGGUUGUGCGACCUGUGGCUGAGAUUGAGGGAGUCGUGAACCGUUUUUCUCGUGCAACGCGACCAAACGGUGCAGAUGCAUCUCCAUCCUGGGAUUUCCCUGAAGAACAGGGUUCCCGGAAGCUUUAG